This is a messenger RNA of Didymella exigua CBS 183.55, 1140 nucleotides long. Its product is annotated as FAD dependent oxidoreductase. Bases 1 to 1140 code for a protein of 379 amino acids. The transcript has 4 exons. Gene Ontology annotation, molecular function: FAD binding; D-amino-acid oxidase activity. The record is from RefSeq and is a predicted model, not a curated record. NCBI's taxonomy places the organism in Eukaryota, Fungi, Ascomycota, Dothideomycetes, Pleosporales, Didymellaceae.
AUGUCCACUCAAGAUCCCCAGCACAUCGCCAUCCUCGGCGCCGGCAUCAUCGGCCUAACCUCCGCCCUCGCCCUCGUCCACGCUCACCCCUCAGCUACCAUAACCAUAACCGCCAAGCACUUCCCCGGCGACCGCAGCAUAGAAUACACCUCUCCCUGGGCAGGCGCAAACUGGUCCUCAAUGGCGAACGAUAACGGGCCCCUCGAGAACUACGACAGAAUCACCUUCCAGCGAUUUGGCGAGCUUAUGGACGGGCGCAGCGUGCACGGGUGCCAGGUUGUGAAGAUUGGGGAGGGGAACGAAGCAGGUCUCGGCAGGCAAGAGAUGUGGGCGGUGCUGGAUGCGCCAAUCGAGCAGACAAAUUUGCUUACGCCGCAGACGGGGAAGAUCUGGUAUGAUGAGUUGGUGGGGGGAUUGCGGUAUUUGGAUGAGAAGGACCUGCCGGAGGGAGCGGUAUUUGGGCUGGAGUUCCCGAGCACGUUUAGGAUUAACACGCAGGUUUAUUUGCAGUGGCUACAAUCCCAAGCCCUAAGCAAAGGUGUCAAACUAGAGCGCCGAAUAGUCUCUUCCAUCAGCGACCUUCUCUCCUCCCACCCUGCGACAGGCCUCGUACUCAACGCCUCGGGUCUCGGCGCGCUCAACCUCGAUGACGUCCGCGACACGAGUAUGUAUCCGACGCGCGGGCAGACCGUACUGGUUGCCGACCCUAAGACGCCAAUGAAAAGAAUGUACGAAUUUGAUCGCACGUAUUACCGCAGCCCCAAGCGUAUCGAUCCCACGACUACCUACGUAUUCCCGCGCACUCUUGGCGGUGGUGUGAUACUUGGUGGUAGCCGCCAGGAUAACGAUUGGAGCGCUGAGUGGGACUCCGAGCUAGAAGCGCAGAUUCUUGAACGCGCGUGUGCGCUUGCGCCUGAGUUGGGAACACCGAAAGACCUCCAAAUUAUUGCGAGAAACAUUGGAUUGCGACCAAGUCGAAAGGGUGGCCCAAGGAUUGAGAUUGAGAAGGAGCAGAAGUGGAAUGUACCGGUUGUGCAUGCCUAUGGACAUUCGGGCGCUGGGUAUCAGGCGAGCUGGGGAACGGCAGAGAGGGUGCUGGAGUUGGUGCAGAAGGUGCUGAGUCCGAGUGCGAAAUUGUGA